Molecule: messenger RNA, 1379 nt
Organism: Astrephomene gubernaculifera
Lineage: Eukaryota; Viridiplantae; Chlorophyta; Chlorophyceae; Chlamydomonadales; Astrephomenaceae
Source: the annotation of a GenBank genome assembly
GGACGAGGAGGAGGCGGAGUUUGAGGAGUUGUGUGAGCAGGUGGCCUCCAGCCCCUUAUUGUUGGACGUGGUUGUGAGUGAGGAGGUGGGGCGGCUGGCGGGAGACUGUCAGGACUUCUUCCUGUUCGAGGAGAGCAUCAGAGCCAUGCUGCUGGCGCUGCUGCGGGACACGCGGGUCGCCAGCCGGCUAGCCGCGCCGCCGCUGACAGCCCUGCACGCCGCAUCUGCCGUACAAGCCGUACCCGUACCGCCGCCGCGACCCCUGGGAGCCUGCCGUACGGCGACAACGACGGGAGCAGCAGGGGCAGACAGUGGCGGCGGAGGGGGUGAUGUGAUGGCUGCUAAUGGCGGCGGCGGCGGCAGCAGUAGCAGUACUGUACGGCAGACGGCGGCGGCGACGUCACACUGGUCUUUGUCGUACUACCCUCCCAGCGGGGUGUUGCCGUACAGGGGUUUGUCGCUGCUGGCGGCGCCGCUGUGUUACUUGUACGACAACCCCGCAUCGUCGUACCGCCUGUUCCGAGCGAUGUACUGCAGGUACUGGUGCAAGCUGCACUCCCUGAGCACCUCCCCGCCCCCCACCUGCCCCGCCCUGCCGGGCCUGCUGAGGGUGUUUGAGGAAAUCAUGCAGGCCCUGGACCCGCUCCUCCUGCGCCACCUGCAGCGGCUGGGUCUGCUGCCGGGCGCACUGGUGGCUCCCUGGAUGUGCUCGGGCUUCGCGGGGGCACUGCCGGUGCAGGAGGUGUUGCUGCUUUGGGACCGUAUCAUCGGACUGGACUCACUGCUGCCCCUGCCGCUGCUGGCAGCUGCCGUACUCUGCUUCCGCCGCCCCGUGCUGCUGUCCUGCGGCUCUCCCCGGGAGGUGAUGGCGGCGCUGGGCGACAUCAGCCAGCUGGGCGCAGUGCCGCUCAUGCAGGCGGUGCUGUUCCCGGGGUAGGGCUAGCAGGCGGGAGGGCUAGCAGGCGGGAGGGCUGGGGGCGGGCAUGUGAAAGAGGAGGGCUAGCAGCGGGCGAGAGGGCUAGCAGCGGGCGAGGAGGGCUAGCAGCGGGCGAGGAGCGCUAGCAGCGGGCGAGGAGCGCUAGCUGCGGGCGAGGAGGGCUAGCAGCGAGCGAGGAGCGCUAGCUGCGGGCGAGGAGGGCUAGCAGCGAGCGAGGAGGGCUAGCAGCGGGCGAGCAGCAGGCGGGUAAAUAAGAAGGGUAGCAGACGGAGGUGGGUGGUCGGAGGAGGAGCUGGGGAAUGGGGUGAUCUACAACUGACCGCAUUGCAACACUGACCGCGAACGUAUAUGCGGUAGGUAGACUGGAGGGUGUAGCCAGGUAUUCGAAAAGGGGCAGGAUUGUGAGGGCGGAGGAGAGCAUGCAGGUGCCUGCUGACGAGGG